AUGGGGCAUCGCCGCUGGUUGAAUGCGAGUCACAAAUUUCGAAAAGAUGGUGCGUCGUUUGAUGGAACUUUUGAAUUUGAACCAUGUCCAACUCGGUUAUCGGGGGCUAAUGUGUUACGACAGCUAGGGCCUAAGCAUCAACCAACUAACAGACAAAAAAGAACUAGGAAAGGAAAGGAAAAAGAGGACAACGAGGGGGAUCAUAAUUGGAGGAAGAGGAGUAUUUUCUUUGAGCUUCCAUAUUGGGAGCAUAAUUUGAUUCGCCACAAUCUUGAUGUAAUGCACAUUGAGAAGAACGUGUGUGAUAAUGUAUUGUGGACGAUAUUAAAUGUUGAUGGGAAAGGAAAGGAUAAUUUAAAUGCUCGUCGAAACCUACAAGAUAUGGGAAUUCGAAAGGCAUUACAUCCUAAAAAAGGGGUUGUGAACAGGCAGUUGUGCUCCAAAACUCUAGAGCUAGAUGGGUUAGAUCGUCUUCAAUCCCAAAUUGCUCUUACACUUUGUCAUCUUGAGAGAAUUUUUCCUCCAUUCUUUUUCGAUAUAAUGGAGCACUUGCCUAUUCACCUAGCAGAGGAGGCCAAGAUUGCCGGUCCAGUGCAAUAUCGCUGGAUGUACUUUAUAGAAAGGUAUCUUAUGACACUUAAGUUAUAUAUGCGUAAUCGAAGUCAUCCAAAAGGUUCAAUUGCAGAGGGAUACUUAGUUGAAGAGUGUAUGACCUUUUGCUCAAGGUACUUGGAUGAUGUCGAGUCAAAAUUGAAUCGACCAAUAAGGAAUUACGAUGUUAGCGACAAUCCCGGGAUAUUACUGGGUCAUGCUUUAGGAAAAGGAGAAGGGUUUGCGCUUGAUAACACAUCAUGGGUACAAGCUCAUCGGUAUGUGUUAUUUAACACUGCUGCAGUUGUCCCAUAUCGAGAGGAGCAUCGUGAUUUCAUUAAGCGGUCACAUCGUCGUCUCAAAGAUUUUGAUAUGGAUCGCCGUCACAAUGAUGAGUUUCCCAGAUGGUUUAAUUCUCAUGUUGAAGAGCUUCUAACUAUUCAAAAUGAUGUAUUGUCAGAUGAGAUUAAAACUUUGGCAUUGGGACCUAGUAAAAAGGCCAUGAGAUUCAGUGGGUAUAUAAUUAAUGGCACUAGGUAUCAUACGAGGAGUCGUGAGUGGAGAAGAAAAACUCAAAAUAGUGGGGUUAUGGUGAAAGCAAAGACUUGUAGCUAUGCAAGUACCAGAGACAUGAAUCUUGUGGAAGGUGAAGUAGCAUACUAUGGAUAUGUGACAGACAUUAUUGAAUUGUAUUACUCAUACGACCGUAGAUAUGUGUUAUUCAUGUGCGACUGGAUUGACAACAACAAAGGACUGAAGCAGGAUGGGUUUGGUUUCACACUUGUUAAUUUCAAUCAUUUGUUAUAUACAAAGAAACAAAAUAGUGAUGAGCCAUUCAUCCUAGCAUCUCAGGCACAACAAGUUUUCUAUGUUAAUGAUCCCAUUGAAGCUGAUUGGGAUGUUGUAGUCAAGAUGAAACCUAGAGACUUGUAUGAGGUGUGUGGAGAACAACCAAUUAAUGAUGGAGAACAUCACAAUGAAGUGGAAGGAUUUGGCGACCAGGGGUUAGAUGCAACUUCGUUUGCUUGUGAAGAGGACAUAAAUUGGGUUAGACAAGGUGAAGUUGGAACAACUAUUGAUGAAACUAUUGGACCUCUUGGGAUAUCGACACAGACACAAUCUGAAGAUGAUGAAGAAAUGAUAUGA
Molecule: messenger RNA, 1737 nt
Organism: Camellia sinensis
Lineage: Eukaryota; Viridiplantae; Streptophyta; Magnoliopsida; Ericales; Theaceae
Source: RefSeq, a predicted model, not a curated record